This is a messenger RNA of Coffea arabica (coffee), 999 nucleotides long. NCBI's taxonomy places the organism in Eukaryota, Viridiplantae, Streptophyta, Magnoliopsida, Gentianales, Rubiaceae. The record is from RefSeq and is a predicted model, not a curated record.
AUGGUUCAGUCUGUGCUGCAAGGAGAUCUCCAAGACGUGUUGAGGUGGUGGAAAGCUGUAGGCUUGGCAGAUAAAUUGAGCUUUGCCAGAGACAGGCUGAUGGAAAGUUUCUUUUGGACAGUUGGAAUGGCGUUUGAACCUCAAUAUAGUAAAUGUCGAAGAGGCCUAACCAAAGCACUUGCACUCAUCACUGUCCUUGAUGAUAUUUAUGAUGUUUACGGUUCUCUACAUGAACUCGAGCAACUCACAGAAGCUGUUGUGAGAUGGGAUCUUGAUGCUGUAAAAGAUCUUCCUGACUACUUGAAGUUAUUCUUCCUUGCUGUUUACAACACUGUCAAUGAGUUGGCUUACGACACUCUUCGGGAACAAGGAGAGGUGGUCAUCCCUCACCUCACCAAAGCAUGGGCAGAUCUAUGCAAAUCAUUCUUACAGGAAGCUAAAUGGAAUCAUGAAAAAGUCACUCCAACCUUCGACGAAUACAUCCAAAACGCAUGGAUUUCAUCUUCUGGAGCUGUUCUGUUAGUUCACUCGUACUUCUUAGUCACUGAGAAGAUCUCAAAGGAAGCCAUACAUUGCUUGGAUAAUCAUCAUGGCAUCUUGCAAUGGCCAUGCACAAUUUUGCGCCUUUACAAUGAUUUUAGUACCUUAUCGACUGAGCUAGAGAGAGGUGAAGUUACAAAUGCACUCACGUGUUACAUGCAUGAAACUGGCCAGUCUGAGGAACUUACUGGACAGCACAUAAGCCAAAUGAUUGAGGAAUGCUGGAUGAAGAUGAACAAAGAAUUGAUAUCUCCAUCACCUUUUGAAGAAAACUUCACUGAAAUUGCUGUUGACCUUGCUCGGAUUGCUCUCUGCCAGUACCAGUAUGGAGAUGCUCAUAGUUCUCCAGGCGUUAUAGCGAGAAACCGCAUCUUUUCAGUGAUCCUAGAACCCAUCCAGUUGUUGGAGACAGCACAAAAUACUACCACGGAAUGGAAAAGUUUACUUGCCUCGUCCUAA